AUGAUUUUCCCUAGGAUUGCUUUGAGUGGAUCCUUUAGGGUUCCUUACUUGGUUAAUAUUGUCAAGUUUUCCAGCGCUACAACGGAGUUGCCGUUUCACAAAAUGGUUGAAGUUUUCUUUAACAAUGCAGCCGAACACGUCGAGGUGAAAAUGAAUAAAGAGCUUCCUUGGCAAGGAACAUCUGAGAAAAAGGCAAAAUAUAUUAAGGGGGUCCUUGAUAACAUUAGAGCUGUGGAUAACGCUACAGAAUUUCGCUUCCCUAUAAAGAGGGAUGAUGGCUCGUUUGAAGUUAUUAAUGCAUGGCGCGCUCAACACAGUCAUCAUCGAUUGCCCUGUAAGGGUGGCAUUCGCUAUGCUGCUGAUGUCGACAUGGGGGAGGUCCUUGCUCUCGCUUCCCUAAUGACCUUCAAGUGCGCUGUUCUCAACGUCCCGUACGGUGGUGCCAAAGGGGGUAUCAGAAUCAAUCCAGCGGACUAUUCUGUUGAUGAACUUGAACGUAUCACCCGUCGCUACGCCAUGGAACUUGCUAAAAAGGGCUACAUUGGUGCCUUUGUUGAUGUGCCCGCUCCUGACAUGGGUACUGGUGAACGCGAAAUGGCUUGGAUGGCUGAUACCUACGCCCAAACUGUGGGCUACCAGGAUAUUAAUGCUAAAGGUUGCGUGACUGGCAAACCCAUAAAUCAGGGUGGUAUUCACGGUCGUACCGCUGCUACCGGACUUGGCCUCUUCUACGCAUUGGAAAACUUUAUCAACAACGAAAAGUGGGCUUGCAAAUGCGGUCUCUCGAGCGGUAUUAAAGGCAAGACUUUUAUCGUCCAGGGCUAUGGAAAUGUCGGCCAGUACACCACCCAGUUUAUGCACGAGGCUGGGGCUAAGUUAAUUGGUGUAUUGGAGCUUGAUGGCAAUAUCUAUAACCCCGAUGGGAUCGACGUCCCAUCCCUUGACGCCUACAAAAAAAGUCACGGUGGCAUCGCCGGUUUCCCCGGUGCUCAAGCCUACACCAAGGGCUCUCUUCUCUCUGAGGAGUGCGACAUUCUCGUUCCCGCGGCGAACGAGCGUCAAAUCAACAUAGAUAACGCUGAUAGUAUCCGAGCAAAGCUGAUUCUUGAAGGCGCCAACGGUCCGGUCACCCCGCCGGCAGACAAGAUCCUACAAAAGAAGAACAUUCUUGUUAUUCCGGACCUUCUGGCUAAUGCUGGUGGUGUCACUGUCUCCUACUUCGAGUGGCUGAAGAAUCUGAACCAUGUCAGUUUUGGAAAGCUCUACUUUAAAUAUGAGAAAGACAACCAUUACCAUAUUCUGAGUAGUGUCAGCCAAUCGCUAGAACAUGCCCUCGGAAAGAGGGUUGACAUCCAACCGACGGAGGAUUUCAAAGAACGCUAUGAUCGCAUCUCGGAGGAAGAUGUUGUCCGUUCGGGUCUUCACUACAGUAUGGAGCGGGCGUCAAACAUCGUCAUGGAUACGUGUGAAUCCUACAAUCUUGGCUUGGAUCUUCGUACAUCAGCCUAUAUCAGCGCCAUCGAGAAGAUUUUCUACACAUACCAUGCAUCGGGAUUGACCUUCAACUAG
Echinococcus granulosus is the source of this 1569-nucleotide messenger RNA. Its product is annotated as Glutamate dehydrogenase 2. Gene Ontology annotation, molecular function: L-glutamate dehydrogenase (NAD+) activity. Gene Ontology annotation, cellular component: mitochondrion. The record is from RefSeq and is a predicted model, not a curated record. Gene Ontology annotation, biological process: L-glutamate catabolic process. Bases 1 to 1569 code for a protein of 522 amino acids. Lineage: Eukaryota; Metazoa; Platyhelminthes; Cestoda; Cyclophyllidea; Taeniidae. The transcript is spliced from 6 exons.